AUGGCUCAGUCGUCUCGUACUCGACUUUUGCGUGUUCCGAAACAAGAACAAGAAAUCCAUGUUAUCACAAAUCCAUCUGAUGGACGACACAGUUCUCCACAAACGCCGAAAUCGCGCGGAUCAUCUCGUCAACGUUUGAAAGAAGAUGAUUAUCAGGCACCACGUACUGCUUCUCGUCUUCGUCAGAAAUCUCACUGGUUAAUCGUCCGACGCAAUUUACAUCGAAUACGUUUUAUGGGCUAUAAUCAACGCGAGCGAGACACUAAUUUACCUGAUUUCUAUAUUGGUUUGCAGAUGAAACGUGAACUUAAACGUGCGCAAGAAGAAAUUCAAAACAUUGAUAAAGAGGAAAAUUUUCAUGCAGUGAAAAAUUUCGUCUUAGCUGUGGAUAGUCAACGUUUAAAAACGUACGAUACGAGUCAUGUGAAACCAAAUGAUGCACUCCUCUAUGAUCGACUGGGCGAAGAGCCGUUACCUUUACAAAAUCUACUUUAUUAUUUCAGUAAACAAGAAGUCGCACAUGGUACGGUUUUCUGGGAUUUUCUAAAUGAAGUUAACCGAGUUUUGCAUAUGAAAAGAAAACGAACAGUACUCGUCGAAAGAUUGAGAAAAUUAGCUUUGACAUUAUCGAUUAUUUGUUAUAUUAUUAUCGGCACAAUGUUUUUCUUAUUGAUUGUCAGUGCCAUAACAACAGCGACAAAAAUGAACGAUCCUGCAGUGAUAUGGUUAGAGUCCGAAGAAGAACAAUAUGCCACAAGUAGUUUUCUAAGAUUAUAA
Messenger RNA from Adineta ricciae, 777 nucleotides. Lineage: Eukaryota; Metazoa; Rotifera; Eurotatoria; Adinetida; Adinetidae. The record is from the annotation of a GenBank genome assembly.